CGGUGAGCGGCGCUAGAGCAGGGGCCGGCCGGAGCGGGGCGCGCGCAGCAUGGCGGAAGCGGAAGGGAGUUCGCCGCUCCUGUUGCCGCCGCCGCCACCCCCGCCCGGGAUGGCGGAAGUGGAGGUGCCGACGGCGGCCGAGACGGACAAGAAGCCUUUCAGCGGCUCGGGCGGCAGCACCAUGGACGUGGACCGGAGCCGUUUUCCCUACUGCGUGGUGUGGACGCCCAUCCCGGUGCUCACGUGGUUUUUCCCCAUCAUCGGCCACAUGGGCAUCUGCACAUCCACGGGAGUCAUUCGGGACUUUGCCGGCCCCUACUUUGUCUCGGAAGACAACAUGGCCUUCGGGAAGCCUGCCAAGUACUGGAAGCUGGAUCCUGCUCAGGUGUACGCUAGCGGGCCCAAUGCAUGGGACACAGCCGUGCACGACGCCUCCGAGGAGUACAAGCACCGCAUGCACAGUCUCUGCUGUGACAACUGCCACUCACAUGUGGCGUUGGCCUUGAACUUGAUGCGCUAUAACAACAGCACCAACUGGAACAUGGUGACGCUCUGCUUCUUCUGCCUGCUGUACGGGAAGUACGUCAGAGGCAGGGUUCUGGGCAGGUGGCCUCCGUGGUGGCCGGGGAGGACCUUUGAAACCACAGCCUCAACCUGUAAGGUCAAAGGCAUUAUUCCAGUUUUUAGCGUGGGGGCCUUCGUGAAGACCUGGCUGCCGUUCGUCCUCCUCCUGGGCAUCAUCCUAACUGUCAGCCUCGUCUUCAACCUUCGGUGAUGGCUGCCUCCUGGCCCUGAGCCCACCAGGUUCCUGAGGAGGCAGUCGCCACCCUUUUUGGUUCCAGAUUUUUUCUUCUCACCCCAAAAGGCAGGGAUGGGUUUGCUCGUUUUGACCCAGUGGUCUGGGCCAGAUGGACUGAACAAUGGCUGAAGAGGAACAUGGGGCGGGGGGUGUUUGCUUGUUGUGUCUCACUGGUCACUGAGAAGCUCCCUGUCCCCUCCUUCCCAGACUUGUGACACCCGCCCUUGAGGUACCCUCUUUGGUCACCUGUUGGAAAGGCCUUAGCUUGCCUCUGUAGAGCUACUCCUGCCACUGCCCACUGGGCUCCCUCUGCCUCAGCCCAGUGCCCGGUGGGGAAGGGGAGCACGUUUGGACCACCGGACAAGGCCGCACAGGGGCCAGAGCUGGAUUUGGAGCGCAGCCGCCUGCCAGGGCUCUGGUCCCAGGGUGGGUGGAGUACACUGAGAAGUUUCCAUAAGCUAAGCUGCCCUGGGACCUUCACCACUAGUCUCUAGAAUGGUCUAAUAGGACUGGGUGGGCCCCCAGUCAGAUGUCUACCAGAAGCUGCACUAGGGGCAGUUCGUGCCCCAUCUCCUGGUGUCCUCCAGCCCCUGCAGACCCUGCUUCCUCUUCUCCCUGGGCUUCCCAGCACGUGAGUCCAUCUCCCCCUGCAGUUGGGGGUCGGGGCUCCCCCAGCCAGCCCAGGGAGAUGAGUGAUGCUGACAUGCCCUGAGUGACCCUCUGUAGACCAGAGCAAUGUAAACGGAGCUUGGCUUCAGCCCCAGGCAUGGGCCUUGCACAGGCGCACUGCUGAUGGCCGCAUGGGUCCGGGAUGCUGGGGGCCAGCCAUCAGGGCAGCCAGUGCCGUCAGGGAGCGGGAGGGGAGCUGUUUCCUCCCACCUGCCACAGUUCCCCUUAACUUCAAGUUGUGGAAAGGGCAUGUGCGGCCCCUCACCCCUGCUCUGAGGAUUCCUUGCGCGGGGCUCUCUGGGCAAUAAAGAGUUUGACUCCA
This is a messenger RNA of Mustela erminea (ermine), 1790 nucleotides long. It is a transcript of the gene TMEM222, whose product is annotated as transmembrane protein 222. Lineage: Eukaryota; Metazoa; Chordata; Mammalia; Carnivora; Mustelidae. The record is from RefSeq and is a predicted model, not a curated record. Bases 50 to 775 code for a protein of 241 amino acids. The transcript has 7 exons.